GAAUAUCAGGGCCAGAACCAAUCAGGAGCAGAACAUUCCGUCCCCAUCCUAGGAAACGAAAACUCGCGUACGGAAGCAGGAACCGAGGAGAAAAAAGAAGAAGUGACUAUAAUGAGGCCGCUGCUGCUGCGCUCUUCACUCGGCUGCUUGGUGACAACUUUCGGGUCAUUUUCCGCCUUUCGGAACAAAUUCCUCACACACGUAGCAGCUGUACCUCAUCUGUAUAAUUUGCGAAAAACGAUGCACUAUCAAAUUGAAGAGAGAGGACACCCCAAUUCUCCUGACUACCGGAUUUAUUUUAAAACCUCUGAAGGGAAAUACAUCUCACCGUUCCAUGACAUUCCACUUAAAGUGGCGCCAGAACAGGAUAAUGAUUUGCCAGCUAAAAGACUGAAGAAGAAUGACAGCGAGGUGCUCUUCAACAUGGUUGUGGAGGUACCUAGAUGGUCAAAUGCUAAAAUGGAGAUUGCCACAAAGGAACCACUAAACCCGAUCAAACAAGAUGUAAAGAAAGGCAAGCUGCGAUACGUUGCCAACAUAUUUCCCCAUAAAGGUUACAUUUGGAACUAUGGGGCCAUCCCACAGACAUGGGAGGAUCCAAACCACACAGACAAAGAAACAAAGUGUUGUGGUGACAAUGAUCCCAUUGACGUUUGUGACAUUGGCACCCAGGUGUGCUUUCCAGGUCAGGUGAUUAAAGUAAAAGUGCUCGGCAUCUUGGCCAUGAUUGACGAGGGAGAAAUGGACUGGAAGGUCAUCGCUAUCAAUGCUGAUGACCCUGAUGCCAAAAUCCUAAAUAGCAUAGAGGAUGUCCGCAAGAGCCGGCCUGGUCAUUUAGAGGCCACUGUUGACUGGUUCAGGAAAUAUAAGGUGCCUGAUGGAAAACCUGAGAACCAAUUUGGAUUCAACGGACAAUUCAAAGACAAAGACUUUGCAGUUGAAAUCAUUAAGUCCACCCAUGAGCACUGGAGGGCACUAGUGCAGAAGCAGACAAAUAGUGGAGGGAUUGAAUGCAAAAAUGUCUCUUGCUGUGAGAGUCCCUUCAAAUGCAGUACUGAUGAGGCCAGAGAAGCAGUCCAAUCGUCCCCUACAUUUGGUAGUGCACAUCCGGUGUCUCCAGAGGUGGACAAGUGGCACUUUGUCUGAGUGAUUGUGAAGACCUGAAGACAAUAUGGAAACCAGCAAAAUGUCUUCACACUUUAUGAAGCAGUACCAACAUUGCUUCAUUGUUUGUAUGUGGCUGAAUUUAUUUUUGGUAAGAACUACUGUAAUUCUCAGCUGCAUAAAGUGCCAUCUACCUUUACCAUUGAAUAAUGUGUUUAAAAAAAUAAAUAAAAGGCAAAUAUCAGUACAUUGACAAUAUGAGCCAGUGAAGAUUACGUCAUCUGUUUUUAUUAUGUUGAGUAUAGAACCAGAGGUGAAAUCUGUUGCUAAUAUGCCCUAUUUAAAGGUAAUGUCCUACUCUCCUUUAAAACUGCUUUCAGUUUGUGCUUGCAACCACAAAGAUGACACAAUUUGUAUCUAACAAGUAAACAAUUUCUUCUUAUUUGGGUAAAUAAAAAAAUUUAAAAUGUGA
Molecule: messenger RNA, 1576 nt
Organism: Thunnus maccoyii (southern bluefin tuna)
Lineage: Eukaryota; Metazoa; Chordata; Actinopteri; Scombriformes; Scombridae
Gene: ppa2
Product: inorganic pyrophosphatase 2
Exons: 12
Coding region: 112-1146 (344 amino acids)
Biological process (GO): phosphate-containing compound metabolic process
Cellular component (GO): cytoplasm
Molecular function (GO): inorganic diphosphate phosphatase activity; magnesium ion binding
Source: RefSeq, a predicted model, not a curated record